UUUAAUUAGAACAGCACAAAGGUAGCAAAACGAUAUCACAUUUACACGGAAUACAAUAACGUUAUAUAAGUUUUAAACUAUGCCGAGGUAUUUUAAGGUGUGUUCAUGUUCGUGUCCUGGUAAAGGCAGUUUAGAGGAUCUACUAAGUUGUGCCCCAUGCCCGCCGCCGAUGAUUUCUUACGAGGAGUUUCGUAACCACGCACUUAAUCGGAGUUUAUUACUGAAGGAAGUGUGUAUAAUAGCUAGAAGAUGUAACAUCAAUGGCACUGAUAUUGGUGUAGACUGUCCACCAAGCACUACGAUACACACGCAUAAGGCAGGAAACCAGUCAGGACUUUUUGUUUUCAUUACAGUGGUGCCAAUUAUUAUGUUGGCGGUUAUUUCAAUAAUACUUUUUAUAAAAGGUUUACGAAAAAGAGAAAUAAAGAGUAUAUAUCCUUCAUGCAUUGAAAAGAAUAAAAAGAAUGAGAGGUCAAAUGAAGAUAAACGUAUUCGGCCAAAUGUAAAUGUUGUCGGAGUAAAGAUUACUCUGCACACUCCUGGGUACUCUACUGACACAGAAGAAACUACUGCAUUAAUAAAUGUUGUGGCGGAAGAAAGUAAAACAAUCACCGGCAACGAUUCAAAGGGUAAUAAAGAAUACAUUCACGAUACAAAUGUAUAUAAAGAACAAACAGAGCCAGUUCAUUUAGAAACAAAUGUUCAGGUCAGUUUAGAAUCUAUUCCAAAAGAAAAUUCAGACAGGAAUGUGCAGGACAAUUUAGAGCCUAUUUCGAAAGCAAAUGCAGACACAAGUGUUCAGGAAAAGUUUUAUCCUAUUCUAAAAGAAAAUUCAGAGACAAAUGUUUAGGAAAAGUUAGAACAUGUUCUACCAGAAAAUUUAGACACAAGAGUUCAGAAAAGUUUGGAACCUAUUCUUCUAGAAAAUUCAGAAUCAAGUUUUCAGGAAAAUGUGACGACCAGUGUUCAAAGACGAUCAGAAACUUGUUUUCAAGGAUAUGAUAACAGCAGCAUUAAAGACGCUGAUAAUGAUUCUUUUCAUUCAGCGUAGGGUGAACCAUACACUGAUAUUUAAAUCAUUACCACACAGACAGGUUACGUAUAAGCGUUCUGAGCUGAUUAUAUUUCAUUUUAAUACAACAAAUCCUGUUUAAUUUUGAUAGGGUACGGUGACGUCAUUUUGAGCUUCUUCUUGCUACCUGGAAACAGUACUUCCAUAUUUGAUCUACUUUAUCAUAUCAGAACCGACAUAAUAUAUAGAUAGACAAGUGUUUUACUUUAUUCAAACAAUAUAGGCCCUACCACGUACAAUACUCACGCAGAGUUUACCCUUGUGAAAUUAUUCCACCGGACGUAUAACCUCUUCGCCAUGUUUAAAUUAUAUAAAGCAUGCUUCUGUUGUAUACUUA
Molecule: messenger RNA, 1409 nt
Organism: Mercenaria mercenaria
Lineage: Eukaryota; Metazoa; Mollusca; Bivalvia; Venerida; Veneridae
Exons: 3
Coding region: 80-850 (256 amino acids)
Source: RefSeq, a predicted model, not a curated record